AUGCCAUCAAUCGAGGAGCUCAACCGGGCGUGGUUGCAAAAUGGGGCAUCAAACUCCAGAGACGGCAGUAGAAGCCCCAUUUCGCCUUCCUUUGGAGGCGUCGCUAUCAUCGGCAUGGGUUGCCGCCUUCCUGGAUCCGCCACAGACCCUUCUGCCUUCUGGGACAUGCUUCUGGCAAAGGAAACCGCGGCAGGGAAAAUCCCUCUUAAUCGGUUUGAUGUCGACAAAUUCCUUCAUCCACAGCGCGGCCGUCCGGGAAGCAUGACCACUGCUGGCGGCUACCUGCUUCGUGAUGACCCGAUGCUCUUCGAACCGCAGUUGUUCUCGAUGAAGCCCACCGAGGCUGCUGAGAUUGAUCCGGCACUGAAGAAGCUGCUCGAGGUCGUUUACGAGACGAUCGAAUCCGCUGGAAUCUCUAUGGAGAAACUUGCGGGGUCAGAGACAGGAUGCUACAUCGGCAGCUUUAACCACGAUGAGCUGUUUGGCAAAGUGCGCGAUAGCCAGUUCGCAGGGCCGUACACAGCCACCGCAGCCAUUGCCCCCUUUCUCGCGAAUCGAAUUUCCUAUACGUUUGAUUUGAGGGGACCUAGCAUGACGGUCGACACCGCUUGUAGCGCAUCGUUAUACGCCUUACACCUUGCUUGCCAGGCCAUAUCCACAGGGGAGAUUGACUCUGCAAUUGUGGCAUCCUCUAACUUAAUCUGGUCUCCCGAUAUGCAAAUGUUCCUCGACAAGUUGGGUGCGCUUUCGUCCACCUCGCAGUGCCACGUCUUCGGUUCUGACGCAGACGGAUACGGUCGUGGCGACGGGUUUGUGGGGUUUUACCUUAAGGAUUUGAACUCUGCGAUCCGUGACAACGACAAUAUUCAGGCUGUCAUACGAGCCCAGGAGGCCGCCAUGCGCAAGGCAUAUCAAUUGGCUGGGAACCUCGACCCACGAGACACGGCAUACUAUGAGUGCCAUGGCACGGGAACCGCAGUGGGAGAUCCGAUCGAGCUUAAGGCGAUCCAAUCAUUCUUUUCUGCGCGUGGAACAGAUAACCCCUUGCUAUUAGGGUCAGUGAAGGCUAAUAUCGGACACGGCGAACCAGUUAGCGGGCUGAGCGGGCUGCUCAAGGCUGUCCUUGCUAUUCAACGGGGUGUGAUCCCGCCCAUGAUCACGUCGGCUUCUAUCAAUUCUCUACUGAACCUCGACACGAGUCGUUUUCAACUAGUCAAGGACCAAUUACCAUGGCCUGUCAACCUACCCCGGCGUGCAAGUGUCGCUACCUCCGGGUUUGGCGGCGCGAACGCACACGUUAUAGUUGAAGAAUUCUUAUACAAUGGUCAAGACGCAGAGAUCGAUCGAAAUAUACGACCGUCGCGCUUCUUACUGCCGUUUUCGGCCCACAAGCCUCAGUCUCUGCUUGAGAAUUGCGAAGCACUAGCAGCUGCGUGUGAUAAAUACUUAUACACACCCACAGACGUGGCAUAUACACUUAGGCGCCGAUCUCGUCUUCCAUACAGGGGAUUUGCUGUCGUUUCAACUAAUGCAGAUAGUUCCCUUUCACUGUCAAGUGACCAGUUGCAGAAAGCUAAGCGGCUACGUACAUUGCCGCCCAAGAUUGGAUUCAUCUUCACGGGUCAAGGAGCACAAUGGCCGCAAAUGGGCAAAGAACUCUUUGGUCGGUGGCCGGCUUUCCGGCGCGCAAUUUGCAAGAUGAAUGAAUCGUUGCAACGGCUUCCUGAUGGACCAGCUUGGACGCUUGAAGAAAUUCUGCUUGACCCGGCGGACAAGAGCCAGGUAUACGUGGCGGAAAUUUCGCAGCCAGCUUGUACAGCAGUCCAGAUUGGACUGACUGAAGUUUUGAAUUCGUGGGAUAUCGUUCCUUUUGCAUGCAUGGGGCAUUCUUCAGGAGAAAUGGCAGCCGCGUACGCAGCUGGCAAAGUAACGCUCGAAGAAGCCAUCGUAGCUGCCUACUAUAGAGGCAAAUCUGUUGCCCGUAUAACCCGUGAGGGCUCCAUGGCUGCCCUGGGUCUAGCACAAAAGGAUUGCGAGGCUCUCGUGGAACCACUGAAAGAUCGCGUCAGUAUUGCGGCAAUUAACUCGCCCGAGAGCAUCACGAUCAGCGGGGACGUUGACGCUAUCGAAGAGGUCUGCAAUAUCUGCAAUAGGAAGGGAAUUUUCAACCGUGUGCUCUCAACUGGCGGGAAAGCAUACCAUAGCUUUCACAUGCGAGAGAUUGGGGAGAUCUUUGAGACUAGUACGCGACAAGCAACUUCUCACAUGUACCAUGAGGAGGGAACGCGGGCCGUCAUACCGUUCUUCUCCUCCGUCUCAGGCCACCAGUUACCAGAGGGCUCCCAGAUCACGCCGUCGUACUGGCGAUCAAAUCUUGAAGGUCCGGUGCUUUUCUCGCCUGCACUAGAGGAACUGGUAAACCAUGGCGUUGAUGUCCUUGUUGAAAUUGGUCCACAUUCGGCCCUUGCAGGUCCAAUUCGACAGCUUGAGCAGGUCUUCCGCGAGAAGGGAGAAAACUUCCCGCCGUACAUGCCGACGCUGGUACGGAAACGUGAUGCUGAGGAGUGCAUGCUCGAGCUAGCGGGUGCGUUCUUCAACGAUGCCUGCGAGCUUAACCUAGCGGCUGUGAAUUGCGCAGCCGACGCCGUGACCGGGAAGGAAAUCAAGCCAAGACUGUUGUCUUCGUUGCCCACGUAUAGGUAUGCAUAUGGCGACGCGUUGCAGCACAUGAGCCGAAUUGAGACCGAGUUUCGGUUCCCGCAAUUCCCCUUCCAUGACCUCCUUGGGGGCCGGGUUUUGGGCGCUUCGCCGCGCGCACCUAGUUGGAGAAAUACCCCUCAAGUUCCCGUUGCAUGUCUGCUAGAGAUGGCUCUUAUUUCUGCACAACAGACCCUGCCUUCAUUUUCUGCUGGGACAUGGACACUUACCAACAUUCAGCUGCCGAAUGCACUAACGUUGGAUGUGGAGAGGGAUGUUGUGACUUGCCUUCAUCCGGAUGUCGACGAGCAAUCUUUUGUCUUUGAGAUCACCAGCGUCCAAGGCAGGGAGGCCACCAUUCAUGCCUCCGGACGGAUCCAUGUCAAGCAAGAUCAUCAACUUGAAGGUGGUGCUCUUGACAGGCUAAUUACGCCUAUCGCGAUCUCUGCCGGAAAACUGUAUGAGAAGCUGGAAGCCGCAGGGCUCAAGUAUGAUGUGCUAUGGCAAUCGAUUGACACAGUUCAUGCCAAUCCAUUGGAGAAUGUGUAUCGAUGUGAACUGAGAGAGAGUCUUUUCGGCAGGCUCGGCACCCUGGAGACAUGCAUUCAGUUGGCUAUAAUGUCGUCGGCGACCCACGAUCUCCAGUUGGCGUAUCCAAUAUCGAUUGGGAAGGUCGAGUUUACCGGCUUCUGGGACAACUUAGAUUUGUCUGCUCCAUAUCUUGUAUCAACGCACCAAAGCAGAGCUGUUGUGGAAACGGUCGACCUCUGGGAUACAAAUGGCCGGUUAGCUAUAUGUCUCAAGGAUGUGCGCUUGAACAGUCUGGAUCAGAGAAGUAUAGAAAUGGCGGAGUAUCCCGCUCUCCAGUCAAUUUCUAAACCAGACUACACGACCAUUUCCCAGGACUCAAUCUCUAGCAUGUUUCCUGCGCCCGACUUUCCUGGAGAAGAAAUGUUCGGCAAGGUACACCGACUCGCCUCGGCCAUGGUUGUCCAGUACAUCUCCUCCCAGAAGGAUGACUCGAGCAACAGAACGUCGCAAUCGCUCUCUGAAACAGGUCGGAACUUCCUCGAGUGGCUUGAGAAUGCGUAUGCUCAAAUUCCCAACGGCCGCAUGCCAUAUGGCCGGGAAUUAAAAGCCAUGGAUUCCCCAACCCGGUCUAAACUCAUAUCCACCCUCUACGAAGAAGUCGCUCAGGACUCUGUAGAAGCCCAACUCAUGAUGCGCAUGUAUUCGAGUCUUCCUGGUGUUCUAAAUAGCACGAUCUCAGCCCAUGACCUUUUAAUGGCUGACGGUCUGUUGCACAAGCUUUACACCUCAACUCUCACAGCUGCCGGUUCGAUGAUCCAGCUACGCCGUGUAAUUGAUCUGGUCGGGCACAAGAACCCGAGUGCGAGGUAUAUCGAGGUCGGUGGUGGCACGAGAGGCGCGACAAGGGAGAUCCUUGACGUGUUGGGUGCAUGGAGUGGAGGGCGUCGGUAUGGGAGCUAUUGCUUCACGGAUGUGAGCAGUUACUUCCUCAGCGGUGCACGGGAUGAGUUCAAGGAUGUUCAGGAUAUUUCAUAUGCCACACUGAAUAUUGAGGAGGCUCCCUCGAAGCAGGGAAUCGAGGAAGGGAGUUAUGAUGUGGUUGUUGCCGCGAAUGUCCUCCACGCAACGAUCUCACUAGAGGAGACUCUACGCAAUGUCCGCAGGCUUUUGAAGCCAAAUGGGAAGCUUAUCCUCGUCGAAACUACCAUCGAGACCGUUUGGCUCACAAUUGUAUUGGGUGGAUUUUCAGACUACUGGAAAGGUCGACGAGAUGGCCGACCUACCUCACCCUUCAUUUCUGUCGACCUGUGGAAUCAGACAUUGCGCAAAUGUGGCUUCACAAGCGCAUGGAUUGAUCUUCCGGACUAUGUCGAUCCAUUCAGAACAAUGAACGUGCUGGUCUCUUCUGUCGCAGAGGAUUCUAUGAAUGGCCGAGUUGCAGGUACAGGUGCAGAGAAGUGUUCAAUCGAGCGAUUCUACCCCAUGGCCCCAUCGAAGCAGAUGGAAAGCUCAAGCUUGAACGCACAACCCUACUCCGACUCAGUGGUCCUGAUCGACUGUAUCGACGAGCCCUUCUUCACAGACCUGACAAUCUGGCUCGCAGAAAUGGGAACCAGAUGCAUCAUCAUCGCUAGGAGCCUGAGAACAAGUGCAAAGGAUAGUUGGAUAGACGGAUCCAUACUGCUUCACCUAGAAAGCCUUCGCCAGUUGGGAGUUGCUGUCUCUGUGAUCUGGGAGCCGCUCUCCACCGUGCAUGAAAACAGGGUUUCUAUGCAAUUGCGCGCAACCUUAUCGCCAUGUGUCAAGGCUGUCAUUUUUGGCAGACAGGAUGCCGGUAUAGCCAUGGAAGACCUUCAUGGUGUAGCUCAACGUGUUUUCUCAGGGCGCUGGGCCCCGGAGAAAGUCCUCAUCAUGACUUCUGCGGAUGCGAGCCUCUUCAGUCUUUCUGCCAACAGCAGCGAACAGGCACAGAGUAUUGCAGACUCAUGGGCAAUACAAGGCCCUAUGUCCAGCUUACUUACCAUAUUCCAGGGUCAGCCCGUUCUCGACGACCUCAUUCCAGGGAUACAAGCCGUUUUUUGCACUAGCGUCGCGCCAGCCUCAGAGUCUCCUGAACUGCCCCGUGCUCAAUCAAUUUUGUACGGCCUUUCUCCUACAAUGGCUUACACCCACCUCCAAGAACGAGAGACAGAUGUCCUUCCACAAACAUACGAUAAAUUCGCCAUUAUCCUCCAAACAGCCGCUGCGCAAGCCCAGUCCACUAGCGCUAACAUGACCAACGGCCAAGCAGCAACCCCAACCUCCACAGCAAUAGCUAAAUUCCGGUCCAUCCCAGUCGAAGAUGGAAAUAUACGUCGCAAUGCAGCGACAGACGCUGUUACAGAAGUUCUUGCCGAGCUGCUUUUUAUACCUAGAGAACAGAUAAACAUACAGGCAGGUUUAGUGCGGAUUGGGAUUGAUAGUUUGACCGCGAGCGAGUUGCGCAAGCAGGUGCAAGAGUUAUUUGAAAAGGAUAUUUCGACGGGGUGGCUGCUCGGUGGUGAGGUGAAGGGGAUGGACAUUGUAGAUGUUGUUUUAGAAUCAUGA
Penicillium daleae is the source of this 5814-nucleotide messenger RNA. RefSeq lists its product as uncharacterized. Gene Ontology annotation, molecular function: fatty acid synthase activity; 3-oxoacyl-[acyl-carrier-protein] synthase activity. Lineage: Eukaryota; Fungi; Ascomycota; Eurotiomycetes; Eurotiales; Aspergillaceae. The record is from RefSeq and is a predicted model, not a curated record. Gene Ontology annotation, biological process: secondary metabolite biosynthetic process; fatty acid biosynthetic process. The transcript has 11 exons. The coding region runs from base 1 to 5814 and encodes 1937 amino acids.